Acanthosepion pharaonis is the source of this 1260-nucleotide messenger RNA. The record is from the annotation of a GenBank genome assembly. NCBI's taxonomy places the organism in Eukaryota, Metazoa, Mollusca, Cephalopoda, Sepiida, Sepiidae.
AUGGAAAUCACUUUCACAGGUAAUACGGGGAAUGAUGUAGGAAUUUCGACGGCUGGGUAUCGUACCAAUAAAUUCAACCAGAAGGAAUGGCGUGAAAAUAAUUAUGCCCUGUAUUUACAAUCUUUUAAAGACAGGGAGAACUCUGAGAAAAGUCGUAAUGAUGCAACAAAUCUAAUCAAUUCAACAGAAGCUAUUCUACGCCGGAUUGAUGAUGUCACCAAAAAGUUGGGUGAAAGAAUCCUGGACAUAAGUUUUUGGAAAUUUGAACUUGAACGAGUCAUUCAAGAUUUGUUGGCAGAAACAGAUUUGUUGGUUGCACUUAAAAAGCAACUGGAGAAUGCAUACAGGGCAACAGAAUUGCCUCUCCAUAUUGUUACAGAUAAUCUUAAUUGUAGACUCAGGCGACAAGGUAUCGAUCUUGUUGAAGACCCAGUUGAAAUGGCUCUCUUGAAAGAAAUGAAGAUUAUAAAUGAUGUGAGAGAUUUACUGAAAAAAACAAUUGCUCGAGCUGAACAGCAAAUUGAAGCUAACCGUGAUGCUAAGCAAAAACUGGAAAUGGAUUGGAGCGACAAGAAAGAAGCUCUUGAAAUUGAUAACCGCUGUGGCAUGUUAAGGGACCAUCACACAGAUAAACAGUUUUAUCCUGGUUCAGCAAAAUUCCAAGAGAAUCAGUCAAGUCCUGAAUCCUGGGCUCAGCACACACAUGACAACAUUAUUAUGGCAGAGAAUGAACGUAUGUCCUCAAUUCAAUUGCAAGGGCUCAUUCAGAAUAUUUUGGAAGACACUUCAAAGGAUAUGGUGGAACAGCACAAUAAUGUUUUGAAAGAGUUCCAGAAACAUCUUCAAGAACUGGAUGAUUCCAAGUUCAAACUGCAAACACAUUUAAAGAAGAUUUGUCGAGAGAUUAGUGAUGCAGAGAAGAGCAUUGAAGAUUUGAAUAAAGCUAUUCGCGACAAAGAAGAUCAACUGAAGAAAGCCCAGACACGACUUGAAGCUCGCUCUCAUCGUCCAGGAGUUGAAUUAUGCAGAGAUAUUCCUCAGUACAAGUUGAUUUCCGAAGUAGAUGAAAUAAACAAUGCCAUCACAGCUUUGACUGAACAUCGUGAUGGAUCUAACCAGUUGAAGAAUUUACAAGACACUCGCAUGUGUCUAGAAAAGGAACUUUCCAACAAAAUCAAUUCAAUCUUCAUCGACCGCCAGAAAUGUCUGACAGUGAGGGAACGCUAUCCAUCUUCUCUGAGACUCAAAGGAUUACAGUAG